GUUGCGUCUACGCAAGCGUGUGGCCAGGUUGCACGCACACACGCACGUUCUGUACACGCUCGAAAUUCAAAAGUUGCAAUGUAAGGGAUGGCGUGACGUCACGUGGUUUUGACAGUUCCAACUAUUGUUUGUGAUCGCUGCAGGUUGACAGUUUGUUUUUAAAGACAGCGAUGUAAAUAAAAAAAGCUCCCGCCUGAGUUUAAACAGGUGUUGCUAUUACUUAUCAAAACAAACGGAUAAUUUAAUUAAAUUGUGAUGAUUUCUGUAACUUAGUGCAAAAGUGAUGGCCUGUGACAUGUAUAAAAUUCUUGAGUGAGUGUUUAGAUACGUUUAUGAAACAACGUUCCGGUGUUUUUCUUGUGGAAAUUUGUUUUCGAAUGCUGUUUUACUGAAAUGCAGGUGGCAUGGUAACUUCUUCAUAUAAGAAACAUGUCAUCUAAAAGAAAAUCGCCACCGUCAAAGUUGCAAGAAGGCGGCCCCGAAUCCCUGAAGCAGGUGGCCGGUCCCGCCAGCUUCCCCGACGAAGAAGAGGAGGCUCCCUUCUACAAACUGUCACCUUCUUCCUCCACCAGAAGCUCAGUCACCGGAGACGAGGCGUACGAAGACGAGAGACCCUCAAAAAAGCAGAAAUUCGAAGACAUGACCAACAAUCUCUUAGUCCCAAACUCGUUCCUGUCGCUUCACCAAGUGGAACUUCAGAACAGAAGGCGUGGUUCCUCUGAAUGCAGCAGCCCAGGGCCUGACGCGAAGGCGCUGGGUCUUUGCAAUAAUAACAAUUCAUUGCUGAACCACAAUAGCGCGCUGUCUCUGGCGAACCCUCACAAGCGGUCUAUGGACGACGUCCUCAAGAGAUUGACGUCGAAAAUGAAUAUUAGCAAUAUUAAAGAAGAGAAGAGGCCCACACCGUCCACCACGCCUGUUAAGCAGAACAACGACCGUCGCGGCGUGCUGGACGCGGCGGCGCUGCAAGCCCUGGCCGGAGACAGCGUGUUGGAGAAGGAGAGGCAGCUGUCAGAGAUGAUCCUGCAACUGCAGAUGGUGAGGGAGCAGCUACUGGCGCAGCAGGAGCAUGCUAAGAACAUCGGCAACGUGACCGCCGAGCUCGAGCUGCAACGUCUGCAGCAGGAACAGCUGCGGCGGCAGGAGCUGGUGCGGCGCCAGCACGCGAUGUAUCCGGGCCCGCCGCUGUCGCUGCUGCCGCUGCUUGAGCAGAUGCGUCCUCAGCAGCCGCAGAAUUCUAUGCAGAACCAGUCGUGGCCUGCGACGGCUCAGCUGGCGCAGCUCACAGCCAACGCCAGGACCUCACCUCCUCCAGACCCCGACGCGCCCCUGAACCUCAGCAAGCAGCGGUCGCCAUCCCCGGCACCACAGAUGAUGAUGCCGCGCUACCACCCGUACUCGCCAAUGGACGAUGGCGCCUACGGCCAAAUGAAGGUCGACGAUGACUACGGAGGUGGAUGUAAUUCGUCAGCAUGGGGCCAGCAAUCACCGAACGAAGAGGCAGAGAAAGCCAAGCUAGUCCGCCAACCGAAGCGAGACGAGGCGGGGAAGCCCCACAUCAAGCGACCAAUGAACGCCUUCAUGGUCUGGGCUAAAGAUGAGCGUAGGAAGAUCCUGAAAGCAUGUCCUGACAUGCACAACUCGAAUAUCUCCAAGAUACUCGGCGCGCGGUGGAAGGCCAUGUCUAACGCUGAGAAGCAACCCUACUAUGAGGAGCAGAGCAGGCUCUCGAAGCUACACAUGGAAAAGCAUCCGGAUUAUAGGUAUCGGCCGCGACCAAAACGCACGUGCAUAGUCGACGGCAAGAAGAUGAGGAUAUCAGAGUACAAGAACCUGAUGCGUACCCGCCGCCAAGAGAUGCGGCAGCUGUGGUGCCGAGAGGGAGGCAGCGAGCUGGGCUUCCUGCCGUCUCUUUCUUCCCCGGGGCCGUCGAACACGUCUCCGCCGCCGAAUGGGGGGAACUACAUGAACUCAUCCUUCUCGCCCCCGCUGUCUCCGCGGGACGAAGACUGAGGGGCAAUGCGCGGCUGGCCUUACCCGCCCGCCGCGCCGCUGCCCCUGCCACCCUCUCACCAUCCCUGGUAACCUAGUACUCUUGACCCUAGCUGACCGGAGCGCGAAUAUCUGACGAAUUUUUUGCCCACUUUUCGUAUCGUACUGAGAUUUUUUAUGUAUAAGCUUCUCAAUUGGCAUGGUUCUGUCGAUGUGAAAUGUGUAGGUUUAGUGGAAACUGUACAGCGUUCAGACGUUUUUGUAGACCUCUACUUGUAUUAGAACUAUGAUAUCCUGGUAGAUAUUUUAAUGUUAUUUAGAUUUCAUGAAUCUCUUUGUAGUGAUUGUGUAUAAAGUUUUUGAGGGCGUUUAUGAAUCGGGAAUCGAAUAGUCGCGAGUUUUAUAGUUUAGCUUUGGUAGUAGCUUGGGAUUGGCCGGUUUGGGCUGUUUUUUAUUCUCUUAUGCCAGUGUCGCAAUCGAUCUCUCGAUUUAGGUUAUCCUAUUCUUUUAUAUGAGAUUAUAUUCCACUAGUAAAUUAAGGAAAAUAAGUGUUACUCAACUAACUUUUCCAUUUUGAAAUUUGUCACAAAUAUUUAAGUACAUAUACGUACUUAACUAAUCUAUAAAUUAGGCACAAUAGUAAGCAAACAUAAUAUGUGCCAAUAUGUAUCUUAAUAGUAGAUAAUUAGAGCAAAUGUACAUAAUACAAUACAUGAUUAACUUAAGCAAUAUUCAAACCGUACAUUCAACCCCCUGCGUUGUGGAAUGGCAUUGUAAAUAAGUACAAUUUUAAUUUGUAGAUACCUAUAUUUUAUUACUAGUUAGUCUUUUAGUACCCAGUGUUGACUGGGCUUAGUAAAUUACUUUGAAUUUGACUACUUUGAGGCCAUGUCUUGGUUAAGGUAUAGACUUAAGGAGAUUAUUUAAUAGAAGCUUUAGUUGUAAGCUACUAAAAUGUAUCAAAACCAAAAAUGUAAAGCGAAAUGCUUGAAAAUCUAUGUGUUUUAAACACUAGCGAACUGUGGCAAGAUCCAGUGAGAUGACGAUAAAGGCAUAAUAAUUAUUGUUAUUAAAAUACUUAAUAAUGGAAUAAAAUACUCAUAGAAUUAUUAGGGAUCGGUAGAAAAUCGUAAUAAUACUUUAAGAUGUAAAUUGACUGGAAAAUAAACAUCAUGCAUAAUACAUAUUACCUACCUACUGUUAAAAGAUUAAUACAUCCCAUUGACUAUUAAUUCAUUUUGGAUAAGCCAUAUACACAUUAUUAUAGGCGAUUAAGUAUAUUAAAUAGCUAGUUGCUUAAUAAUUAAUCCAUACAGUCAAUUCUGGACAAGUCAAUUUAAAUCUAUCGUCUGUAUGAAGUAUAACAUCACAUUGUAGUAAAUUAUAAAAUAUCUUUUGGUGGUAGAAUUUUUCCGCAUAAAAACAUGUGCGGGUACUUAAUUUUUUAUCACACAAAUAUCGCUUUACUCAAAUUGUGCAAUUUAAGGUAGUACUUUAGCCGUUAGUAAAAUGUAGUUGGUAUGGUACUUUAUAAAAAGUUAAAAUAAUGUUAGUAUUAGACAAAAAUAUGUUGUAUAGUUCUCUAGUGUAGAAUUUAAAUUUAGAUCGUGGUUGUAGGCCGAAGUCGUUGAUUGCCAUUACGAAUUUUGUUAUUUAUUUUUCACUUAUUGAAUUUUUGUUGUUUCUUUUUUCAACUUUUUAAAAAUAUUGUAUGCCAGUAAUUUUGAAAGUAGUUCUAGAUAAUGUUUAAGGUGCAUAAUAUUAGAGUGUACGUAUGUGUAUGUUUAUUUGUAAAGGUAAUGUGUAUUUUCUUUAUAAAUGUGUAAGGAUUUAUUAGACAGUGUCGUUAAAUUAUUUAUUUGUAUGUUGAAUUCCUGUAAAUAGGCGAUACUUUAAUGUAAUAUUCAGUAUUGCGUGGGUUUUUUUACGAACGAGCUCAUUUACUUAUGUUUGUUAUUUAUUUGUCGAUGCAUCAGAUCUUUGAUUUUGUGUAAUCUCUUGCCAUGUAGGUACUUUAUCCAUAAUGUUGUUUCUGUACUUAAAAAAAUCUCUCCUUGUUUUUUUUUUAAAUUUAUUAUAAAUGAUUUUAUCAUUCGCCAUUCAUUAAAAUAUUUAAGAAUGUAGGAUUUAGGUAAUAAUGCCUAGUUUACACCAGGACACAUUAUUUAAAAUUGUGCCAAAACCCAAAAGUAUAUUAAAAAGUAAACAUUU
This is a messenger RNA of Plutella xylostella (diamondback moth), 4203 nucleotides long. It is a transcript of the gene Sox102F, whose product is annotated as transcription factor Sox102F. Gene Ontology annotation, cellular component: nucleus. Gene Ontology annotation, biological process: cell fate commitment; regulation of transcription by RNA polymerase II. The record is from RefSeq and is a predicted model, not a curated record. Gene Ontology annotation, molecular function: DNA-binding transcription factor activity, RNA polymerase II-specific; RNA polymerase II cis-regulatory region sequence-specific DNA binding. Lineage: Eukaryota; Metazoa; Arthropoda; Insecta; Lepidoptera; Plutellidae.